AUGGCUUCGCUUCAGGUGAAGUCUCUACCUUCUGGCCACUUACAGCUUAUUCGCCGGAAUCUCAUUACUCCGACGGUUUUAAAAGCUCCGUCAAUGGUAUCCGCCGGUUUCAGAAGCCAGCCUUUCUUAGGACUUUCUUCUUAUGAUCUACGUAUUGAUGCAUCGGUGAGGCAGAUGAGAGGCUUUAAGUCGUGGAGCAAUCGCCGGCGAGUAAGCAAAAGCGUCGGCGUGUUUAUGUCGGUGGCUUCGGCUGAUGAUUUUCCGGCGAUUUCUUUGGACUCUUGGAAGCCUGACAAGACCACGGUGGCUCCGUCGCUGAGUGACGUCAUUUGGCCUGCAGCAGGAGCGUUUGCAGCGAUGGCGAUAAUGGGAAGAAUAGAUCAAAUGUUAAACCCUAAAGGGAUAUCUAUGUCGAUUGCACCACUUGGUGCCGUUUCUGCCAUUCUCUUCACCACUCCUUCUGCUCCUGCUGCUCGGAAAUACAAUAUCUUCAUGGCUCAAAUAGGUUGUGCAGCCAUUGGAGUCUUGGCAUUCUCCAUCUUUGGACCAGGAUGGCUGGCCCGCAGCACCGCCCUUGCCGCUUCCGUCGCGUUUAUGGUCAUUGCUCGUGCAAAUCAUCCGCCUGCGGCGAGUUUGCCACUACUAUUCAUAGACGGAGCAAAGUUACAUAAGUUGAACUUUUGGUACGCUUUAUUUCCAGGUGCAGCCGCUUGUAUCCUCCUCUGCUUCCUCCAAGAGAUCGUGUGCUACUUGAAGGAUAACUUGAAAUUUUGA
Molecule: messenger RNA, 774 nt
Organism: Microthlaspi erraticum
Lineage: Eukaryota; Viridiplantae; Streptophyta; Magnoliopsida; Brassicales; Brassicaceae
Source: the annotation of a GenBank genome assembly